Messenger RNA from Eruca vesicaria subsp. sativa (arugula), 540 nucleotides. The record is from the annotation of a GenBank genome assembly. Lineage: Eukaryota; Viridiplantae; Streptophyta; Magnoliopsida; Brassicales; Brassicaceae.
AUGUCAGGAAAGGCCAAUAAGGAACGGAACUGUGAGAUGUUGACGGAGGAAUUGAGUGCAACGACAAAGGAUGUGGUUGAUGUGCGUCGCUGGAUAAGCAGUGUGGUCGCCCGUGGUGUUUUGGAAGUGGACUUUACUUUGAGGCCUCGUUGGGAAGGCCUCAUAGCUAAUGAUGAGGUUCACGGGGUCUGCCUUCUUCCUAAAGACCUCUUCAGGAGCCAGACACUGGUUAAGCUGUAUCUGGGAAAAGAUACUAAUAUUGGGAAGCUUCCUCCGGCUCUGGAUGGUCUGGAUUGUUACACAGGCGAUGUUACCAUUGGUCUGUUCCAAGUGAAGGUGUUGGAUGUUGUUCGUUAUAAAGGAAGUGCUAAAGAGCUUCAACACUUGAAGAGUUUGCUUGCGGGAACUGAAUCCAUUCCAAAAGUGAGACUGGAGUUUCAUGAAGAUGUUGUGGUCGAUGAUGCCACAUUUAAUCAAACCAGUUGGGAUUUUUUUACCAUUUUUGGAGUUGUUCCAGACUAUAUCUAUUAUUUCGAAUAG